Candidula unifasciata is the source of this 387-nucleotide messenger RNA. The record is from the annotation of a GenBank genome assembly. NCBI's taxonomy places the organism in Eukaryota, Metazoa, Mollusca, Gastropoda, Stylommatophora, Geomitridae.
AUGGCCGCCACAGUAAAAGACGGUGACAUUCAUGUCACAUUUGAAGAUCAACAAAAGAUCAAUAGAUUUGCAAGGACUAAUGCUCGUCUGGUGGAUGUGAAAGAGGAACUUUCUGCGAAAGAGAAGGAGCUGGAGAACCUCACGUACGCAGAAGAGGAGAUCAUGUUGCUGGAUGCUGACAGCGAUACAAUCGGCGAGGUUCUUGUAGAGAUGACGAUUGAGGAGGCCCAGGCUGCACUGGAGAAGGCCAAGGAGACUUGCCUGGAAGAGAUUGCAGCUUUGAAAGAAAAUGCAGAAAGUCACAAACAAAUACUUGGUGAACUCAAGACACAACUAUAUGCCAAAUUUGGUUCGAAUAUUAACCUAGAUUUGGAUGAUGAAAGCUAA